AUGGAUAUCGCUUGCUUUAUUCCUUUGCACUUUUACCAGCACCAGCACCACCAUCAUCAAGACUCGGGACCCCUCGCGUUAUCACGUACAGAUUGGCAUAGUAACAAAACCGAUACAUGCUUGCUUGUCAGCAGCCCUGCGCCGGCUUAUUCUUGCAAAUCAGAAACUAAAAAACGAAGUCUUUAUCAGCAGCAAACGCCAUCGUCUUUCGAAUUGUCGCGCACGAAGCGUCAGUGUCAACAACAACAACAACAAGAUAUGCAGCCUCGUCACCGCUCGUCUACCACAUCUAGGCCAACAAGUACCAAUAGAAGAAGAUCGUCUCGGCAAAAUCAACAGCAACGACAGCAAGAUGAGCAGCAACAACAAUAUCCGUCAAAUCAACAGCAGCAGACAUCGUCGUCGUCAUCGACAUUGUCAGUUAUUGCGUCGCCAGACGUUGCGACUGUCAACAGCAUUGAGGAUGAUUUGCAUCACUUGCGAGACGAAUGGGCGACGAUCGAUAUUGUUUUACAUUCACUCCGCAAUGUAUUCACAAUCCAGCCUCUCGAGACCGCCACGGAGGAGCAUUUGGACGAUGUGGAUCGCGAAUUAAGUAUUGCGUACGAUGAUCUCAAGGCUCAGGUUCGUCAUCUUGAACGUAGCCUUCAUCGUUUGGAUGCAGAAAUUAGUUCUUUUCGUGAACCUCGAACGCCAAUGACAACGACAUCCUCAUCGUCCGCUACUACUACUAUUACUGCUGCUGCUGCUCCUACUACCGGUGGUCUGGCGACAGCAGCAACUAGUCGGUCCACAUCACCAAAGAAAAAACGUUCAGCAUCGCCGUCAUCUACACACAAUGAAUCUCGAAGGCCUGUUUAG
Zychaea mexicana is the source of this 861-nucleotide messenger RNA. RefSeq lists its product as uncharacterized. Bases 1 to 861 code for a protein of 286 amino acids. Lineage: Eukaryota; Fungi; Mucoromycota; Mucoromycetes; Mucorales; Lichtheimiaceae. The transcript has a single exon. The record is from RefSeq and is a predicted model, not a curated record.